Molecule: messenger RNA, 2502 nt
Organism: Xenopus laevis (African clawed frog)
Lineage: Eukaryota; Metazoa; Chordata; Amphibia; Anura; Pipidae
Gene: dcakd.S
Product: dephospho-CoA kinase domain containing S homeolog
Exons: 5
Coding region: 217-987 (256 amino acids)
Biological process (GO): coenzyme A biosynthetic process
Cellular component (GO): cytoplasm
Molecular function (GO): ATP binding; transferase activity; kinase activity
Source: RefSeq, a predicted model, not a curated record
ACGACACAGGAGAAAUCCCUGGCCACAAUCCUCCGUCUCUGCCGCAAUGUCUCUCCCUUUCUACAACAACAACCCGGUCCCUAUGCACCAGUCUUAUCAUUUUGUCUCUUUCUGCCAACACUUAGAAUGAUGUGAGGGCGGAAAUGAGCCCAGGGGGAACCAAAGAACCUUGCUGAGAACUGGCAGCGCCAUUGGUUGGCAACAACAGUCAUUUCCAUGACGGACGGAAGCUUCAACCAAUCGGAGAACUCCAUGCUUAGUUUGGCUGAAGCCGGAAGUGAAAAGCGGAAUUCUGCAAUGUUCUUGGUGGGCCUGACUGGUGGGAUAGCUUCAGGGAAGAGCACGGUUGUGUCCAUUCUACGAGAACUUGGCUGCGCUGUCAUCGAUGCUGAUCUCAUUGCCAGACAAGUGGUCCGUCUUGGCACCCCAGCGUACACCAAGAUUGUGCAGCAUUUUGGAGAUGGGGUGCUGCUGGUGAGUGGAGAGCUGGACAGAGAAAAGUUGGGUGCCAUUAUAUUUUCUGAUCCGCAGAAGAGAUGCGUGCUAAACUCCAUCACUCACCCACAAAUCCGCAGAGAGAUGCUGAGACAGACUCUCUGGUACUUCUUCCUAGGCUACAGGUACGUGAUCCUCGACAUCCCGUUACUUUUUGAAUCCCGGAGCAUGACACGCUAUAUGAAGCACACCAUGCUGGUAUACUGUGACCCACAGACGCAGCUGGAGCGGCUAAUGCGGAGAAACAGCCUUUCCCAGGACGAGGCCAUGAAACGCAUUGCUGCACAACUCCCGCUGGACAGCAAACUCCCCUUAGCCGAUCACGUCAUUGACAAUUCAGGGGACAGGGAAAGCACUCGACGGCAGGUCCUGCAGCUCAAUGCUCGGCUCGAGUCCUCUCUUGCUUACCUUCCUGUCAGGAUCACUGCCGUUACCAUGGCCACAGGGCUGGUAGUUUUCGCUUGCAGCCUUCUCCGAAGACUCUGGCAAUGAAGGCGGUGGAAUUUAACCUCAAUGGAAAGCGUCACGGCCUAGUGAUCCUUUCUUGGCUCAGUCCCAUGUAUGAUCAGAGCAAGGUCCUGCCAGCGAUGCUCAUAAUUUUAAAAAAGAUUUUAGAAAUGUAUUUUAGAUUUUAACCAAUGAAUGCCCUGAGUGUAGAUAAUUCUGCAUAUCGCAAGGGCAACGCAAGGAAUGAUAUCAAACUGAACUGCAAUGCAAAGCAGUCCCCAGUUGCAGCUCAUACAUGAAGUAGUAAUGUUAUUAUUAAGAGACACAUGCCCUUGGAACGGCUGGUGGUAUCCAUGCUUUAUACGAUGGUGAUUGCUACAGUUCUGCCAUUGGUGUAAAGCAGUCACAUGCAUUACCAUAACUUGCUAUUUUAAUUACUUUUAUGUAAAUGAAGCCCUUGGGAUUCCCUCUGUAUCUGGGAUGACAUUUACCUUGGGUAAAAGGCACCCAAAAUUAGAUGCCCAAAUUCAGUUGCAUUAAGCCUUUGAAAUUGGAACCUCCCCUCUUCGCCAAUAUCCUUAGGUAUGGGAGAUGCAUACUACCCAUGGGGUGCAAUAUACUGCAUACAUGUACUUUGUUUACCAUGUACCACAAGCCCGUGUCAGGGGUGAUCCAGGCUCCUUUCUCAGCCUGGAGCCUCCUCUUAUCUCUUUAGAGAAUGGACAGAAAGUGGAUGAGAAAACAGUAACAGUAAUGCCCCAAAAAAUGAAGCAGGUUAUGUGCAUCCCAUGGGAUUGUAUAAAACAUUGCUUCAUUUCUGCAUAAGCACAGGUGGCCAUUCAUGGUCCAAUAAAAGCUGCUGACAAACAGAGUCAGCAGCUUAUUGGCCAGUGUAUGGGGCCCUCCGACGGGCCUCUCCAACUGCCGUAUUGAUUUUCAGCCAGAUAUCGAUCAGACAGUCCUGCUGGAGCUCCAUCUGCAUUGGUUUAUAGAAGCGACCACCUGUAUUUCCAUCAAUGUUAUCUGAUCAUUGGGCUCUAGGGUCCCGAUAUUGACCACUUCAAGGUGGGCGUAUUGGAGAAAGGUCUGCUCAUUUGGUGACAUUACCAAAGUAGCAGAAAUGCAAGUGUAUGGCCAGCUCAGAGUAAUGUGCCAAUCUCCUCUCGUGGCAUAAAUGGCCGUAUGUAGCCCACUAUAUGUGCAUUGCAUUUUUAGAUUUGGAGAAGGAGGUGGAAUCCCAGCUGAUGGAUAUGGGAAGCAACACAGCAGCCCUACCAAUAAUGUUCAUGUUGAAGGGCUUCAGUUGCUUUUAAUUCGUUCGUACUCAGAAGCAACAUUAAAAAGUCUUUAUUUUAAAGUGCUUCCCUUUGUGCAUCAGUCUUCCUGUGCAUCAGAUUGGAAUGAGGGAUAUGGAUCUCUAUGGAAGACCAGUGUCGAUCUUGAUGUACAGGUAUGGGACCUGUUUUCCAGAACGCUCGGGACCUGAGGCUUUCCGGAUAAUUGGGAUCUUCAUACCUUAAGUCUGCUAGAAGAUCAUAGAAACAUUAAAUAAACCCAAUA